GCUGUUUCUUUCAUAUUAUAGCCUUAUGGUGGUUAGGUUAGUAAUUAUGCAGUUACAUUAGUAAUGCUUUGGAAUUACAGAAACUAGGCGCUUUGGUAAUAGAUUGGCGAAUCCCCGUUCUACUUUAAAAGCCUCUGAGGUUGCUUUUAGCACAGGUGUGUGCCUUCUAGUUAUCUUUGGACAACAGAAAUGCCCUUCUUGACUGUCCUGACACCUCGGUGUGAGGUUGGACGCAAGUCAUAUGAGCCAACGCAUAACUUGGAGGCCGCUGUUCGCGAGCUGUUACGCACAGCAGAAGUCCCGUCUGAAUAUCCCUUCAUCGUGAAGAACGGUGCCGGGGAUGUCCUCAACGUCACACCUCAACGGGUUGUGGGCGGGCAGGACCUCAUUGUGGAGGUCUGCACUUUAGUGCUGAGUGUCUUCCAGCAGCAAGUGAAGGAGUCCGACCGGAAACUGGACCGGAAACUGGAUGGCGUUACCCUCAUCCUUGAGAACUUGGCUGAGGUGCCGCUCCGUGACUGCUCAGCGCAAAUUAUGACGACAGCACUUGGGCUUAUCCAGCCACACAGCACGGAGCACGACGUAAUUGGGAACUUGAACCCUGGCGACCCGGUUCUCAAGGGGAUGGCCGGCUUGGCAGGCGAGGCUGUCAACGUCUUCCAAACUAAGGCGGACGCGGUAAUCGAGUGCUGCAACAACGGCGGAGGACACCAAUGCACCUUAAAACUGCUGGAGGAGGAGGCGCGGCGCUGCAAGCUGUACCUGGACAAGCUGCCCAGCCUAAGGGACAAGUGCAAGUGGGAGGCGUGGACGCUCGACAAUUACGAGAACAUCAAGAAGCUCUGCCCAGAGCGCUUCCAGACUGAGAAGUCUUCUAAGAAGGUUAAGAAAUGACCAACUUCUGGGGCCUCUAUCAUGGCGACUAGCAACCGCCCUGAGCAUGUAGCUGGGCUGCCCUGGCACUUAUCUGGGAAGCACUUCAUCGCCUGCGGCACUCCAACUUCCUGCUCGAUGUGCUUUGCUGCCUGCUAGGAGCUGCUUGCCGGGUGGACUGAGAGAUAGUGACAAUGGUAGCGGCUAGUGGAAUGGAGACCUCUCUGCAUGCUGGCUUGCAGAAGAUACGAGCUGUUCGUGGCUGCAGGUGAAGUGGACGUGGUAAAUGCAAGAGGUUGGGCACAACAGAAAGCUAGUGGGGAUGGGUCUGGGAUGUGGGAUGAAAGGCAUGUUGUACAGAGAGGGCUGGUAAAGGUGGAUAGCAAAAUGUUUAUUGGUGGGCGCUGGCAUGGGGUCACUCAUGUGGAUGGGCUGAAAAGGCGGUCAGAGAGUCGUCGCGGCUAUAGUGGCGCAUCGCGCAUGCCAGUGGCGCCUCGGGGGGCAUGUUUUUGCCCAUCUUGUCCAUGUUGCACGCCAUGUAGCCAAUCAACGACGGCGCGUCAGAGGCAUCAUGGGGACCCCAUCACUAUAGGCCCUGACGAAAAAGAAGGCGGGUGGACGGAGUGGCAACCUGGCCGGAACACUGCUGGCCGCCAUGUACCUCUGCCUACCUAGCUGGCGCAUUGGUGAUGAACACCGUGUUUCCGUCGCCACCUCCGAGCCCGCUGUCGCCCCGGCCGGCAAGGGCAGCGUUAUGGCUGCAACGGGACGACACCAGCGGCUGGUGAUGCAAGAGCCCCGGGGCAAGGCCAGUACGCCGUGGUGCCCGUACGUAUAUCAAGCGGUGACAGAACACUUGGAAUGGGAAAGGGUGCAGCUAGGAGUAGUGACGGACGAGGGCUAUGUCCUGGGUGGAGACCCAGAGGCAAUCAACGACGCGACGUGGCAGGGGUCUAGGGGAGGCAGACCCGUGGGUCACAUCGCUGCGGGUCUUUAGGAGGGAGGAGCGCGGCGAAGCGGCCAUACCGGACGUCUUGUGCUGUGAGUGUCUGAACAUAUUGAGUGUUGGCAGCUGCAUGUGGGUUACGUGCGCGGACAGAGCUGGC
Astrephomene gubernaculifera is the source of this 1979-nucleotide messenger RNA. The record is from the annotation of a GenBank genome assembly. Lineage: Eukaryota; Viridiplantae; Chlorophyta; Chlorophyceae; Chlamydomonadales; Astrephomenaceae.